Messenger RNA from Gymnodraco acuticeps, 4589 nucleotides. It is a transcript of the gene dtx4a, whose product is annotated as deltex 4, E3 ubiquitin ligase a. The coding region runs from base 898 to 3213 and encodes 771 amino acids. The transcript has 9 exons. The record is from RefSeq and is a predicted model, not a curated record. Lineage: Eukaryota; Metazoa; Chordata; Actinopteri; Perciformes; Bathydraconidae. Gene Ontology annotation, molecular function: ubiquitin protein ligase activity; zinc ion binding. Gene Ontology annotation, biological process: Notch signaling pathway; protein ubiquitination. Gene Ontology annotation, cellular component: nucleoplasm.
AGGUCCCGGGUUCAAUCCCCGGCAUCUCCACUCAUUUUAUGGAAGAUUCUUUCCUACUAAAUAUCUAACAUGAUGGGAAAAGGAAAGUUUAAAUGUGCUUCAACCUCCCAUUAAAACAAACUCACAAUACAUAUUUUCAACACGCAGUUCAUAUUUGUGAUACAGUGAACAAGGUCUACGAGACACAUUUGUGAUUGGCCAGACGGAGCACUUGCUCAAAUCUGAUUGGAUGUUUGAGGACUUCGAGGAGAGGUGAGUGUGGGAGGGUUCACCCACGCGAGUGCCAAACAUUUAUUUUUCACCGGCAAAAUUAUGUUCAGUGGUGGGUAAGAGCCUUUCUGUCGAGACAUUAGGCAUGAACCAAUGAGUAAGCCCGAGUCAAAGUAAACACAACUGUAGUGACACAUUAUCAAAGCAAUUAUGUAACCAGAAAUACGGGAUUUUACUGAGACUGAAGACAUUCGCCCAGUGACAGACAGAUCAUUUUUUAAUAAAGCAUCAAAACUGUUCUCCAAAGGAACGAACUGACUGGAGCCGAUCUUACCCGGUAAAUAUGUCAGCUAUUUGCUUUCAAGAAUCUCUUCCUCCCUCACAGACAGCACAGAUUUUGUAAAACAAAUGUGCAACCUUGCACUGCACGAACAGAGCAAGUCUGUCACUGUAACCUACUUCACGAGUGCCGCACCACCGUGAGCAUCCAAGUUACAUUUUCUCCUCUCACCCUAACUUGAUUGUGCCGGAGAAAUGAUUUCAGUAGACGUCACUCAUCUGCAUAGGGAGUAAAAUGCAACCAUCCUGCUAGGCUUUUUGUGCCCUGAAACUCUCUGUACAUUCGCCGUGUGAUAAAAGGACCUACCAUUGCUGCAUAACCGAAACUACAAACAUGGAAGGAGUAGGAUGUUACUAGCAUCCGCCGUAGUGGUAUGGGAAUGGCUGAACGAGCACGGUCGCUGGCGGCCCUACAGCCCGGCUGUCUGUCAUCACAUCGAGGCAGUCAUCCGGAGCGACCCGCGGUGUGGUAGUGUUGUCCUCGGCCAGGUGGACUCUCGCCUCUCGCCUUACAUCAUCGAUUUGCAUUCCAUGCACCAGUUCCGACAAGACACAGGUACCCUUCGACCGGUACGACGUAGCUUCUACGACCCCACCUCGGCGCCUGGCCAGGGCUGGUUGUGGGAGUGGGAGAACGACGCUGGCAGUUGGACGGCGUACGACACGGAGGUGGGCAUCGCCAUCCAGGCCGCGCGCGACCGCCAGCAGCCCUGGCUGGACCUGGCGCCGCUGGGUUUCUGCUACCUCAUUGACUUCGAAAGCAUGACCCAAAUCAACGGGCAGACGCAACGCUGCCGACGCAUCCAGCGACGCUCAGACUUGGCGUACCCGCUGGUUGCCGGGCCCUUACCCAAAUCCCACCAUGCCUGGGGGCCCAUGGCCAUGCCCAGCCAUGGAGGACUGCUUGGGGUGGAUGUAUCCGGAGUGGGCAUGGGGAUCCGCAUGAGCAACAGUGGGACUGGAAAUGGGAGCGCGUACCCCAGUGGGGCGCUCCCUGCCUCCGCCAUCACCUCUUUAGGACAGCCCUGCGCCUGUCAGCAGUGCAUGCUGGUGCUGAGUGUCAAAGCGGGCGCCAUGUCUGCUCACACUCUUGGGCGGAGACCUCCACAGACCAAGCCACCUAGUCCCAAAAUGAGCUACCCUGUCCAAGGAGGGUCGUACUCACUCACUCUCCCUCGACCUCCUUCCCUGUCGCGGUCCUUCUCCCCCCACAGGACGUCCAUAAUUGGUGCGACAGGUGGCUACACUCUAGGUGGUAUGGGUGGAGCAGGAGGUGUAGGGACGGUUGGUGGCGGUGGUUAUGGCAGUGCCAGUUUCGGUUACGGAGGAGGCUUCACCCACUCUCUUUCCCUCCUCGGCUCAGCCACCGCCGCCCUCUCCCUCCACUCCACCCGCCCCCCUCCUCCACCUCUCCCCCCUCCUCCUCCUCCUCCUCCUCCCCCGCCCUCCAUCACACUCUCAUCUUCUGCCACCUCAACCCCUCACCCUUCCACCUCGUCCUCCUUCUCUAUUUUGAGCUCCGCCCCUACAGUGCCCUCCCUAGGUCCACCUCUCAUCUCCACGGCCGCCUCCACCUGCACGCCCUCGCCUUCGGCCCGCGUCCUGGGCCCGGUGUCUUCAUCUGGUGCCGCUGCCUGCGCAGCCCCCCUGCCCCCCCGGUCCAGCCUCGCCGGGCUGAGCCGACCUGCACUGCAGCGAAUCGCCAUGGCUCAGUCACGUGCCCUUAUCGCCUCUGGAGUGCCAACUGUUCCUGUAAAGAACCUGAACGGAUCAAGCCCGGUACACCCUGCACUAGCAGGCAUUACAGGCAUCCUUAUGAGCGCUGCAGGACUUCCUGUCUGCCUGACCCGCCCUCCCAAGCUAGUGCUUCAUCCUCCACCCGUCAGCAAGAGUGACAUCAAGCCCAUCCCAGGCCUGGGCCACUGCUGCCGCAAGACCACCAAGAAGCAGGCUCGAAAAGGAAAGACCCCUGAGGAGGUGGUGAAGAGGUACCUUCAGAAAGUCCGCAAUCCCCCAGAGGAAGACUGUACCAUCUGCAUGGAGGCCCUGGCCGGACCCUCGGGCUACAAAGGCCCCGGGGUGGGGGGCAUCUCCCGGGCCGAGUCGGUGGGCCGCCUGGCUCAGUGCGGUCACCAGUACCACCUCCAAUGCCUCGUUGCGAUGUACAACAAUGGCAACAAGGACGGCAGCUUGCAGUGUCCCACAUGUAAGACCAUCUACGGAGUCAAGACCGGCAACCAGCCCCCGGGCAAGAUGGAGUACCACGUCAUCCCCCACUCGCUACCCGGCCACCCGGACUGCAAAACCAUCCGGAUAAUUUACAACAUCCCUCCUGGCAUCCAGGGCCCCGAGCACCCGAAUCCAGGCAAACCCUUCACUGCCCGCGGGUUCCCCAGACACUGCUACCUCCCUGACAGCGAGAAGGGACGCAGGGUGUUGAGGCUUCUCCUGGUAGCGUGGGACCGCCGGCUCAUUUUCUCUGUGGGUACAUCGAGCACCACGGGCGAGUCAGACACAGUCAUCUGGAACGAGGUGCACCACAAGACGGAGUUCGGCUCCAACCUAACGGGCCACGGCUACCCCGACCCCGGACACCUGGACAACGUUCUGGAGGAGCUCAAGGCCCAGGGCAUCACGGAGGAGGAGUGCCUGUCCAGAGACUGAGCCCAGACAUUCAAGAUGCUGAAGGUCAAACAAACGAUGCUGGGAAAGGAUCCACAGCUGGACAGAUGAACUAUUUUCCAAAUCUGAUAACACAGAGACACUUUAACCACCAGAGAUGGAUAACAACUUCAAAAACUCUUUUUGAAUUGGAUCAAAUUCCUCUUAUGACUGCAUGAGUCAGUUUCAAUAUGUGGGUUUUUUUUCUCCAGAUGCAGUAUUGGUGUCAUCACCGCAGAUUCAGUGAGACAUUGGAGGCCACUGUGCACAUACAGUCAGUCAGUGUUAGAUUAAAAAAAGCUGUCAUUUAUACGGUGAGACUUCAUUUCAAGAAUGUAACGACGACGUGUUUACCACCACUACUGCUGCUGCUACGUGGAACUGAAAGCAGGGGAAACUGGGGGAAAGAAGUGGAGGUCUGUGCGUGUUUCAAGUGUUCGUCCACAAGCAGAAGAUAAAUAUUUCAAGUGUAUAACUGGAUAUCUGAGCAUGACUAUUUGCUGACCUCUAGUGGUAUUUUUCCAGAACUACAUUCCUUUUUAGCUUUGAUUUGUAUUGUUGUAUAUUAUGAAUACUUGAUAUAUUAUAUGAUAUGGUUUCCAUUCUAUCAUGUUUUUUAUAUUUUAAUUUGACAUUUUGUUUUAUAUGCCGUGUUUUCUUUGCAUUGUUUUUUGGGUGUGGCGUUAGAUAAGAUUAACUGCUGGUGUACCAGAGUUUGCCUGACACUUUAUAUGCCAUAUACCAGUCCCCCCGUUUCUUUAAAAUAAAAAUCAGUAUUUUGUAUUUGAUAUGUUCACAAACUGACAUUCCUUAAGUGUUCUGCCCUGAGAGCAUGGGUGCAUUUAAAAGCUUUCUAUGUCUUCUUGUAUCUACGUUAAUGUUAAGGAGGAGGAAAAGCUACUAUGGAUUAAAUCCUUCCCCGCAGGAGGAGUAAAUACCCAAAAAGCUAGGAUUGGACGUCAUGCUUGAGCUCAGACUUGCACAGAGCUUUCUACUUAUAUCAUCAAAAUGAACCGGAAAGCUUGUAUCUGCUGUAUUUUUGUGUAGGACACACACCAGCCUCAAAUGCUCUUAUCACUCUACAAAAUGUGCUUAUCAGUUGAUUUAGUCAUAUUCGGUUUUUGCAAUGAGCAGGUGCAGAAGACUAUCUGUUGUUGUGGAUUCAGCUUUGGCCAACGCGGCUGUCAGUUUGCAUUCGGUCUGUUAUGGACCGGUUUAUUAUGAGGUACGAUGAACGGGAUGUACAACGGUGUGUUGACAUACUGAUGUAGGCCAACAUUAAAAGCAUUUAUACUUUAUGAUACUUUAUGUAUGCGCUGUACUGUAUGUGUGUGUUUUAUGUGCACAAAUUUGCAUUAAACGUUUUUCUAAGGUUCAAA